Camelina sativa (false flax) is the source of this 3921-nucleotide messenger RNA. NCBI's taxonomy places the organism in Eukaryota, Viridiplantae, Streptophyta, Magnoliopsida, Brassicales, Brassicaceae. The record is from RefSeq and is a predicted model, not a curated record.
CGUGACGCCGAUCAAAACGACACCCACUUCUUCUGCGUCUUCUCUCUCUCUCUCUCUCUCUCUCUCUCUUCAUCUCUGUCUCACGCCUUUCUCUCUCUAAAAAUCUCUCCUUUUUUUUUUUUCUUUACACAGAACAAAAUUAAAAUUUUCAGUCUUUCGAUUUCAAAACAAUCUCUUGACAACAUUUCUCCUGGUUUUAUCAUCCAAAUCAUAAGAAAGGAAGCAUUUUUAUUUUUAAAAAUUGGGUUUUUUUUCUUUUCUUCUUCUUCUGGAUAUAGAGAGCGAGAGAAGUUAGGAACAGAUCUCUCUCUCUCUCUCUCACUUUCUCGUUCUGCUCUCUCAUUCGUGCCAAACGUCUCUCUUCUUCCAUUUAAAUUAAAAAAAAAAAAAAAAGCUCAAAUUUUGUAGCUCUCCUUGUUUGCUACGACUGGUUUGCGAUUUUCAGUUCUGGGUCUGAGAAGACGGACGACUUGAACAUCGGAAUUUGGGGGGUCUAGGUUAGGGUUUAGCUAGCAAUUUGGGAUUUUGGAGAUGUUUUAGUUACUCUGAUUUGGGUUCUGAGAUUAUGAUUAUCAAACGGAAAUUUAAAACCCAGAUACCGAGUUUGAAACGGUGCAAACUCGGUAACUCGGCGAACGAGUCCAGGAAGAAGAGAAAGACCAACUUGGGAGGAGGUCACUACUACCCUCUCAAUCUUCUCGGAGAAAUCGCCGCCGGGAUUGUUCCUGGUGGUACAGGACGGAAUGGAUUCUCUGCUGCUUCGUGGUGCUCUGAAAUGAAACCUGUUGAUGAGGUACAAAAAGAGUCGUCAAUGUCGAGGAGAAGAUUAGAAGAUUCCGGCUCUGUGAGGGAUCCUCCUCCGGCUGAAGUCUCUCGCCCACCGCUUGUUCGGACAUCUAGGGGAAGGAUUCAGGUGCUUCCUUCUCGAUUCAAUGAUUCGGUGCUCGAGAAUUGGAGGAAAGAUAGCAAAAGUGAUUGUGAUGAUUUGGAGGAACAAGUAGUAGCGUGCAGGGAUGAGAAAGUUAGUAGUUUUCGGGGUUCUAAAGUUGGCAAUUUGAAAAACAAGCAGCUUGAUAGGAGCCGUAAGUAUAACAGUGUAUUGUAUAAAGAAACAACGUUUCACGAGGAACGUGGUGAGGCUCGUCCUAGUCGUGUUGACAGACCGAGGGAAGAUGAUGACAAGAAGAUUAUGAAGAAAGAUGGUUCUUUUGGGCCAGAAAACUUCUAUUCAGGAGACUUGGUUUGGGCUAAAUCUGGGAAAAAGGAACCGUUUUGGCCGGCUAUUGUUAUCGAUCCAAUGACUCAAGCACCCGAGCUUGUUUUGCGUUCUUGUAUANCGUGUGUUGAGAUCAAGCUCAUUUUAUGGUCUGAAGGAUUUGGGGGAAACAGAUUACUACUGUGGGUGAGGAGAGGGAUGAUCUUCCCUUUUGUGGACUAUGUUGCCAGGUUCCAGGAACAGUCUGAACUGCAAGGGUGCAACCCUCGUAAUUUUCAGAUGGCACUGGAGGAAGCAUUUUUGGCAGAUCAGGGAUUCACGGAGAAGUUGAUGCAUGAUAUUCACUUGGCUGCUGGUAACCCUGCUUUUGACGAUUCUUUCUACGGAUGGAUUCAAGAGACCGCCGUCCCAAAUCAGGAUCUCGGUAACAAUGCUCCAAGCCAGAGGCUGUUAAAAAAGUACGGAAAUCCACUGGAAUGUGUAGGAUGUGGAACGAUAAUUUCUUUUGAGAUGGCAAAAAAAAUGAAAUGUGGAGAUAAAUUGUUGUGUAAACCAUGUUCAAGGUUGAGAAAAUCAAAACACAUUUGUGGUAUAUGCAAGAAGAUAAGGAAUCAUUUGGACCGUCAAACCUGGGUGCGCUGUGAUGGUUGUAAAGUCUGGGUACACGCAGAGUGUGACCAAAUAUCAAAUAAGCAUCUAAAGGAUUUGGGGGAAACAGAUUACUACUGUCGUACUUGCAGAGCUAAAUUUAACUUUGAACUAUCAGAUUCAGAAAAUCAAAACUCAAAGUCAAAACUUAGCAAAGGCGAUGGUCAGAUGGUUCUUCCUGACAAGGUUACUGUUGUAUGCGCUGGAGUAGAAGGAAUUUAUUUUCCGAGGCUCCAUUUAGUGGUGUGUAAGUGUGGCUCCUGUGGACCUAAAAGGAAAGCACUUAGUGAAUGGGAAAGGCAUACCGGAUCAAAGUCAAAAAAUUGGAAGACCAGUGUGAAAGUCAAAAGCUCGAAGCUGUCACUAGAAGAAUGGAUGCUGAAAUUAGCAGAGUUACAUGCAAAUGCUACAGCAGCUAAAGUUCCCAAACGACCCUCCAUAAAGCAGAGAAAGCAGAGAUUACUUGCUUUUCUAGCAGAGACAUAUGAGGCGGUCAAUGCGAAGUGGACAACAGAACGAUGUGCAGUUUGCAGAUGGGUUGAAGAUUGGGACUACAACAAGAUUAUUAUCUGUAACAGAUGCCAAAUAGCAGUGCAUCAGGAAUGCUAUGGCGCUAGACAUGUUCGUGAUUUCACCUCAUGGGUCUGUAAAGCAUGCGAGAAACCAGAUAUUAAGCGGGAGUGCUGCCUCUGCCCUGUAAAAGGAGGUGCAUUGAAGCCAACUGAUGUGGAAACGCUGUGGGUUCAUGUGACGUGUGCUUGGUUUCAGCCUGAAGUAUGUUUUGCAAGUGAAGAAAAAAUGGAACCAGCUGUUGGGAUAUUGAGUAUUCCAUCAAGUAAUUUUGUGAAGAUAUGUGUAAUAUGCAAACAAAUACACGGCUCGUCUACUCAGUGUUGCAAGUGUUCCACAUAUUAUCACGCCAUGUGUGCCUCCCGAGCUGGUUAUAGAAUGGAGCUGCACUGCUUGGAGAAAAAUGGUCGGCAGACAACAAAGAUGGUGUCCUAUUGUGCUUAUCACAGGUCUCCAAACCCAGAUAAUGGGUUAAUUAUACAAACUCCUUCACGGGUCUUCUCUGCAAAAAGUGUGGUCCAAAACAAAAAGAAAGGCGGUUCCCGGCUUAUUUCAGCAGUCAGAGAAGACGAUGAAGAGUCACCCACAGAGGAUACCGUUACAUGUGAUCCAUUUUCUGCUGCUCGUUGUCGAGUAUUUAAAAGAAAGACUAAUAGCAAGAAGAGGAGUGAAGAAGAAGCUAUCCCUCACCACACAAGGGGACCACACCACCAUCCAUCAGCAGCAAUCCAAACUCUAAAUACAUUGACGCAUGUGCCGGAAGAACCCAAAUCGUUUUCUUCUUUCAGGGAGCGACUUCACCACUUGCAGAGGACAGAAAUGGACCGGGUCUGCUUUGGGCGAUCUGGAAUACAUGGGUGGGGUCUAUUCGCAAGAAGAAAUAUCCAAGAAGGAGAAAUGGUUCUUGAAUACAGAGGGGAACAGGUGAGAGGUAGCAUUGCCGACUUAAGAGAAGCACGGUAUCGUAGAGUAGGGAAGGAUUGCUAUCUGUUCAAGAUCAGUGAGGAAGUAGUGGUUGAUGCUACAGAUAAAGGGAAUAUAGCUCGGCUCAUAAACCAUUCGUGUACGCCAAAUUGCUAUGCAAGGAUUAUGAGCGUAGGAGAUGAGGAAAGCAGGAUUGUCCUCAUCGCCAAGACCAAUGUAGCUGUGGAAGAGGAGUUAACGUAUGAUUACUUAUUUGAUCCAGACGAGCCAGAGGAAUUCAAGGUGCCAUGCUUAUGUAAAGCCCCCAACUGCAGGAAAUUCAUGAACUAAUGGUUGGUGCUUGUUUACUUACUUCAAACGCUACAACACCAUGAAGAAGACGCAAGCAAGGUUCUCUUUUUUUCUAUAUAUAUAUGUUUGCUCCAUAAACAAUAGAUUUAUAGGUGAUAGAAAGAUCAAAUGGUGAUUUUAGCUCUUAUCUAUUUUGCGUCUCUGUAUAGACAACAACAACUCAUUCGUUUCACCAUUUCCUGGAAAAAUCCAAUUAAAUUAAUUCACUUCCA